UCGGCAACAGCAGCAGCACCACAGGCGACAACGACGAAGCGAACGUUGCCGUUUGUGUGGUUGAAGGCGAGCGAGGAGAAGGGCAAGUAGGGGAACAAUACAGGCGCACGUGAGUGUGGUUGUGCGUGAGUGAGGAUGAGCGACCGGAUAGAGGGCACAGGAGAUGCUGGGCUGUCGAAGGCGCGGCUGGCAAGGCUGCCAUCCCACUUGAGGUCAAGAUUGGGUGAACCCGGUGCGAAAGGGGACAGCAGCAAUGGGAAAGGACGACGAUACCGUGACGAUGGAAGCGGCGGCAACACCAGCACCAGCACAAGCAGUGGUGGUGGCAGUAGUCGGGGCAGGGGUGGCUCUGACGGUCGCACACGAUUGCACGAGGGUGGCAGUGGCGGCUCUCGAAGGCGAGGCGCACGAGGGCAGUUCAGAGACACGCUGGGGGACGAUGAUGAGGAUGAUACGACGACGGCGGCGCUGCUGGCAUCUGCAGAGCGGCAACGGCAACAGCGCAGACGCCAAGACAAGACUGGUCGUCGGGGCACCAGCUCCUCAUCCCGCUCAUCUCGCACCACCACUGCAACAGCGGCCGGUGAAAGCGGCAGCAGCAGAAGCAAGCGAGACUCGCGCGACCGGCGCGCUGAGGCCAGCAGAGACGACCGCAGCCACCGCAGGGAACGAGCACCAGCGGCCAGCAGCACGAGUGGCAGCGGCAGCACGAGUGGUAGCGACACCAAGCCAGCGCCAAGUAAGAGCAAGGACAGUAGCAGCGAUGAUGCGGCUGCGCGGCUGGUGGCCAUGCUGGUCAAGCGAUCCUCUGCCAAGCCAUCGCCCACACCCACCCCUGGGGUGCUCAGCGGGAAACAGAGCACCAAGCAGAGCGCAAGGCAAAGCGCGAAACAGAGCGCGCGACAGAGCGCGCGACAGAGUGCGACGUCGUCGCCAACACCGGCUGCAACAGACAAGCUGGCGGCCAAGCUGACUGAGCGCGGUGCCACCACACCCCCUGCAGCCGACGACAGGGCACACGCGCGAAAGCAGGCAACACCAGAACACGCCGCCCGACACGCAAGGGAGGCAACACCUGAAGGCGUGCCUGGCGACACGACAGCACCAGCAACAACAACAACAACAACAGCAACAACAGCAGCAGCAGCCACCGCUGUGACAACACCACCAACGGAAGUAUUGUCAGCGGCCAUGGACGUGAGCGCAGAUAGUGCACGUGCCAGCACACCGACCGACACAAACGCAACGCCGCCCGGCACACCACCAUCAGGGCCGCAGACGACAGCAGGGGAUGCAGAGAGGGGAGGAGGAGCCAAGCGACGCGUCCCACCGGGCGGUGCAGUGGAGGAGGGCGACGGUACCCCGGAUAUGAAGCGCGCUGCGACGACUGCUGACGACGAGGAUGACACGCCGACGCGGAGGGAGCGGCAGUACAUGGACGAAAAGGUGGAGAAGGAGGUGGAAAGGAAGGAGGGGAGGCAGCGAGGCAAAGAACUAGAUGGAGGGGGGCGCAGUGGUGACGGCGGGGCAGCAGUGACAAGGGAACAGCACAGCGACGCGACGGUAACCACUGCAGCUGCUGCUGUGAGUGAGGAGGUGAUGGUGCAUGAUCCACUGGAUGCGUUUGACAGCGAUAUGCAUGAGGAAGCACCCGAAAUCUAUUUUCCAGCAGAGAAGGGAUGCAGGAGCAUUGAUGUGUACGAGCGACUGAACAUGAUUGACGAAGGAACAUAUGGUGUUGUCUUUCGUGUUAAAGACACCAGCACAGGUGAAGUGCUGGCUGUGAAGAGACUGAAGAUGGAAGCAGAGCGAGAGGGGUUUCCAAUCACAUCUCUCCGCGAAAUCAACACGCUCCUCAAGGCGAAGCACGAGAAUGUGGUGAAUGUGAAGGAGAUUGUAACGGGCCACACCAUGAACGACAUCUUCAUCUGCAUGGAGUUUGUCGAACACGACCUCAAGACGGGCAAUGAAGGUGUCACCGUACACUAG
This is a messenger RNA of Salpingoeca rosetta, 1989 nucleotides long. RefSeq lists its product as uncharacterized. The transcript is spliced from 5 exons. The record is from RefSeq and is a predicted model, not a curated record. NCBI's taxonomy places the organism in Eukaryota, Choanoflagellata, Craspedida, Salpingoecidae. Gene Ontology annotation, biological process: protein phosphorylation; regulation of mitotic cell cycle. Gene Ontology annotation, cellular component: nucleus. The coding region runs from base 136 to 1989 and encodes 617 amino acids. Gene Ontology annotation, molecular function: cyclin-dependent protein serine/threonine kinase activity; ATP binding.